AUGCUCCGUGGUGGUCACGCCGCCCGGCAACUCGAUGGCGACGAUAGGAGUCUCAGCGAGACAGACGAGCUGGAAGAGCUAGAUAACGUGGACGACGAAAAUUACGAACAGCAAGAUGUCAAUAGAUACGAGCAGAAUGGUUUCUUAUACGACGACUACGAUACCAAUAGCGACUGGGGCGAGUAUGGCAAUGUCCCGGUUAUUCUAGGCGAAUACGAAGAAAUGGUAAUGCGCCUUGAAGGAAGCGAUGACUGGAACAAGGAACAGCGCAAGAUCCACGAGCUGAUCUACAUGCGAGGUCUCCACCCCAUGAUACCCUCCUGGUGGAGGAUGAGCUUCAGGAUGUGGGGCAUCACUCAACAGCACAUGGACGACGUCUUUACGCCGAAAAGGAGCCAGAAGCGUGUGGUUAUACAUGCGUAUGGGAACGAGCUUUCAGCGGCAAAAGCUCUCGAAUCCCUGUUCUACUUGUCUCAGACUGUCAAGGACUACGAGGAAAUUGGCUACCAGGAUAGAAUCGCACCCACUGUGGUAAAGGUCAUCCGUAAUUACUACAAAUGGGCACUGAAAGAUGCGUCAGUGGGCAGGUGUGGAAUCCCGCCUGGUUUACUGGUUACGGCGUAUCCGCCAGAUUUCACCAUCAAUUUCGAUAUUGGAGAGGACACUGACGGAGACGAUGGCGACUAUGUGGAUGAAGAAGGUAUCGGCAAUGGGGUUGAGCAGGAUGAGACUGGGAAGGGCGACGGUGGAUACAUCGACGAUGACCGUGACUACGAUGACCGUGACUUGGACGACUUCACAGACGAGCAACACCAACAGCGUUUCACCCGUACUGUAUCCAGAGACCUUGAGAAGAGGCUCAUGGACAUGGGCCAACGCUGGCGCAGGUAUCUUCGAGAAGAUGUACGCAAAGACAUCCCGGUCGACCCGCCGACACUCUACGCCUUUGCCGUUGUACAGCACAUGGUCAUGCUUGUCAGUCACGACUCCAACAGCUCGAAGAACCCCGUAGUUGUCCUGGAGCAGGUUCGGCUGAACGACAGAGGGCAGUGGCUCUGGAAUGCUUUGUCGAUCGCUAUACCUAUCAACAAGACGCGAGAUGCCAUAUUCAAGAUGCGGCGGGCCGGUUGCUUUUCGCUGAGCCGGGAUGAGUCUGACGAUCCUGAUAUUUGA
Lasiosphaeria miniovina is the source of this 1173-nucleotide messenger RNA. RefSeq lists its product as uncharacterized. The coding region runs from base 1 to 1173 and encodes 390 amino acids. The transcript is spliced from 2 exons. NCBI's taxonomy places the organism in Eukaryota, Fungi, Ascomycota, Sordariomycetes, Sordariales, Lasiosphaeriaceae. The record is from RefSeq and is a predicted model, not a curated record.